AGAAAAAAAAAAAGAAACGGCAAAGAUUUUUCUCUUCUUCUCUUCAUUCUCAGUUUCUCUUCAUUCUUAGAUCUCACAUCGUUUACACUCACCGGCGACUUCACAUCGCGCCGCCGCAUACGGAAGCUCCGGCCACCGUCUCAAUUGUUCAUCAUUCACAGAAACAUGCCUGCUCAGAAGGUUGAAACGGGUCACCAAGAUACUGUCCAUGAUGUUGCAAUGGAUUACUAUGGUAAGAGGCUAGCUACGGCUUCUUCGGACCACACAAUUAAGAUAAUUGGGGUGAGCAACACAGCUUCUCAGCAUCUAGCAACUCUGGCCGGUCACCAAGGACCUGUUUGGCAGGUCGCGUGGGCUCACCCUAAGUUUGGUUCUAUGAUUGCUUCUUGUUCCUAUGAUGGCCGCGUCAUUAUUUGGAAGGAGGGUAAUCAGAACGAGUGGAUCCAAGCUCAUGUGUUUGAUGACCACAAAUCAUCUGUGAAUUCAGUUGUUUGGGCACCUCACGAGUUGGGUCUCUGCCUGGCUUGUGGUUCAUCUGAUGGGAAUAUAUCUGUGUUCACAGCAAGAGCAGAUGGUGGCUGGGACACCUCAAGGAUUGAUCAAGCCCACCCAGUUGGUGUUACUUCUGUGUCUUGGGCUCCCUCGAUGGCACCUGGUGCUCUUGUUGGUGCAGGGUUGCUUGAUCCUGUUCAGAAGCUGUGCUCUGGUGGUUGUGAUAACACUGUGAAGGUGUGGAAGCUCACCAAUGGAAACUGGAAGAUGGACUGCUUCCCUGCUCUUCAUAUGCAUACAGAUUGGGUUCGAGAUGUUGCUUGGGCACCCAACUUGGGACUUCCUAAAUCCACUAUUGCUAGCGCAUCACAGGAUGGUAAAGUCAUCAUAUGGACUGUGGGCAAAGAGGGAGAUCAGUGGGAAGGCAAGAUUUUGAAUGAUUUCAAGACCCCUGUUUGGAGGGUCUCAUGGUCAUUGACUGGAAACAUACUGGCUGUGGCUGAUGGGAACAACAAUGUGACAUUAUGGAAGGAAGCAGUAGAUGGGGAAUGGCAACAGGUGACAACAGUGGAUCCGUAGAAUAUGAUUGAUUUUUCAGGUCUCACUUAUUAAUUUGAGAUUAUGGUUAGAAUUUUCAUUUUGAAAUAUAAAUGACAUCUUGUUUCUUUGCAUAUUAUAUAGUUGAUUACCUGUGCUUCACAAUGCAUUAGUUCCUUGAAGUUUGUGAUCCCUUGAACAUUCUCUACUUGCAAGAAUGAUGUUGAAUAGUUUGAUUUGUUUUUCUUUUAUAGAAGGAUUUUUCCAAGUAUAUAAUGUGACAUUUCAUUGGAA
Messenger RNA from Lotus japonicus, 1323 nucleotides. RefSeq names its product protein transport protein SEC13 homolog B-like. Gene Ontology annotation, molecular function: structural molecule activity; protein binding. The transcript has 2 exons. The coding region runs from base 166 to 1071 and encodes 301 amino acids. Gene Ontology annotation, biological process: COPII-coated vesicle budding; protein import into nucleus. The record is from RefSeq and is a predicted model, not a curated record. Gene Ontology annotation, cellular component: nuclear pore outer ring; COPII vesicle coat. NCBI's taxonomy places the organism in Eukaryota, Viridiplantae, Streptophyta, Magnoliopsida, Fabales, Fabaceae.